CCAGAACCUUCUUCCGGUGUUAAAUCUGACAUUUUAAGUGACCGGCAGAUAAACCUGAAUACCAGAAUCGCUUUGCAAUGUACUCGCCUCCCUCUCUGGAGUGGAGUGAGCUGUCACCUGCAUAGUGACCCCGGUUGGCCAGAGCGGUGAAACCCAGGAGGUGGAAAGGCCGACACUCUCACUACUGAAACCUGGAGCGGCUGGGAUCCACAAAGCGACGGGAAGGUGCCCUCCCGCUGGCAUCCACCUGGGGAGCCCUGGGGAGCAGCGCGCAGAGCCCGGGCGCGUCGCGGAGGACGCACUGCCUCCCGCGAUCCAAGGGGACAUCGGAGUUAACCAGCUGCUGCAGAGAUGUGACCCAGCCCCGCCGCCCAUGCGCGCACCCGAGACCCCUGCCCCCGGUCCCCCGGGCCUGCCUUUGCUGCUGGUGCUGCUUUGGGCGGCACAGUCCGGAUGUGCAGUUCCCUGUGUCUCUGGUGGCUUACCUAAACCCACAAAUAUCACCUUCUUAUCCAUAAACAUGAAGAAUGUCCUACAGUGGAAUCCACCAGAAGAUCUGCAAGGCAUUGAAGUUAGGUACACUGUGCAGUACUUCAUAUAUGGGCAAAAGAAGUGGCUGAAUAAAUCCGAAUGUAGAAAUAUCAAUAGGACCUACUGUGAUCUUUCUGCUGAAACUUCUGACUAUGAACACCAAUAUUAUGCCAAAGUUAAGGCCAUUUGGGAAAAAAAUUGUUCUAAAUGGACUGAAACUGGACGAUUCUAUCCUUUUUUAGAAACACAAAUUGGCCCACCAGAGGUUGCUCUAACCACUGACGAAAAGUCCAUUUCUAUUGUCCUGACGGCUCCAGAGAAGUGGAAGAGAAAUCCAGAAGACAGAACAGUUUCCAUGCAACAAAUAUACUCCAAUCUGAAGUACAACGUGUCCGUGUAUAACACCAAAUCAAAAAGAAUGUGGUCCCAGUGUGUCACCAACCACACACUGGUGCUCAGCUGGUUGGAGCCAAACACUCUAUACUGUGUCCACGUGGAGUCCUUUGUCCCAGGGCCCCCUCGCCACAUGCGACCUUCUCAGAAGCAGUGUGUCAGUACUUUGGAAGAUCCAUCAUCAGCAUUGAAAGUUAAAAUCAUCUUCUGGUAUGUUUUGCCCAUAUCUGUAAUCGUGUUUCUUUUUUCUGUGAUUGGCUACUCCAUCUACCGAUAUAUCCACGUUGGCAAAGAGAAGCCCCCAGCAAAUUUGAUUUUGAUUUAUGGAAAUGAAUUUGACAAAAGGUUCUUUGUGCCUGCUGAAAAAAUCAUGAUUAACUUUAUCACCCUCAGUCUUUUGGAUGAUUCUAAAAUUCCUCAGAAGGAUAUGAGUUUACUGGAGAUAAGUAGCGACGGAACCAACCUUAAUGAUGCUGAGUCCCUCGGGGACCCAGAGCCCCAUCCAGAGGAGGUGGAGACCAUACACCUAGGGUAUGCUUCCCAUUUGAUGGAAAUCUUCUGUGACUCCGAGGAGAACGCCAAAGAAACUUCUCUAACCCAGCAAGAGUCGCCCAGCAGAACAAUCCCCGCAGGUAAAGCAGUUGUCCAAUAUGAGUAUGACGUAACAACUGGCAUCUGCAGGGGGCCUGAAGAUGAAGAGCUCUGUGUGCAGGAAGGGGUGUCCACGCAAGGAAAAUUAGUUGAUCAACAAGCAGCUUUGGCCAACUUGGGCCCACAAACGUUACUGGGUUCCUAUACCCCUCGGCUCAGCGACUUGCUUCACCUGGAACUCCAGCAAACAGGCUCAGAAGAGGGGCUAGAGGAAGAGCCAUCCACAACACUGGUCGAUUGGGACCCUCGGACGGGCAGGCUGUGUAUACCUUCAUUAUCUACCUUUGACCAGGACUCCCAGGGCUGUGAGCAUCAUGAGCCUGACCAACUCUCAGAGGAGGGCCUUUUGUCUAGACUCUAUGAGAAACAGGCACCAGGCAAGUCACCAGAAGAGAAGGAAAACUAUCUCAAGCAAUUUAUGGAGGAAUGGGGAUUGUAUGUACAAAUGGAAAACUAACCCAAGACUUCCCUACCAUGACUCAGUGCAAACAAACGAGGGACCCAACAAUAAAGAAUCUGGACUACAAGUAGUGUAUUCAGAUGCAUCAGGGUCAGCAAGAAUGAGUUAUUUCUUCCUCCUGUUCUCCUUUGCACUUGUUUGGUCUUGCUUCCUGUGGGUGUCUGGCUCACACAUGUGGGUCUCUUACAAUAGUGAUGUGCCCCCCUGGGGUACAGGGACUGGCCACUGGACUGGGCAUUCAGUGAAUGUUUUCCAUGUUGAGUGCAGAACUUAUUCAGGAGGGUGCAUUGAGGCCACUUUGUGUAUUAGGUUCUAACAAGCAUGCUUCUCCAGUUUUCUUCUGGGCAUUUACCACAUGUAUGUAAUGCUAUAAAGACAGUUCAUAAGGGCCAUUUAUGUUACAAUGCUACUUUUCUAGAACAUUUUGAUUUUGAGGAUGAGAUACUGGAAAAAUAUAUUAAAAAAAAUAGGUCACAUGUUAAAGACCAACCCACUCUUCACUCAUAAUAAUCCAGGCUUAGAGGGAGUACUCAGGCACAAACCUCCAUGAUGUUACUUGCUUUUGUCUACCCUAAGAGGUGAUACCCUAAGUUCUGGAGCAUGAACAUAAAUGAUUAUUCUUUUGUAACAGAAAAAUGCCCCUUCAGUCAUUCAGUAGGGGCUUUUGUUGUCCCUCAAAACUAACCCAAACAUAAUUGCCACAUUUUAUAAUAGAUUAUUACAUUUAUUUCUGGAAAUGUGUUGUUAAAAAGAUAUUUACAUAAUCUGUAAUCCAGGGGGUUCCAGAAGCUGGAGUACUAUGUUACUCUUUUUUGUCAAGUAUUUUCAAGUGCCUGGCAGACUCUUUGGAGUACGUGUGAGUGAGUAUCCUCUGUCUGCAUAAUAUGAAAAUCAGUAAAUAAAUGCAGGUCAUAAGAAAAGAUAAUUUAAUGAACUUGGAGAGUUUAUUAACAUUUGACAUAAUUUACUGUGGGAACUAAAAUGUACCAUGAAAUAACACCUUCUUGGUUAAAUUCCAGUAACUAUCUCCAUGUCCUUUUCCAAUUGUUUAGACAAUUCUACAGUCAUAUUGCAUUAAAAUGUGACAGAAUUUAUAAAGUGGAACCAUAUAAAAUUAUUGGUAUUAAGUUGUUUGAGAUCUGUGUAAACAGCAAUUACAUAUGGCCUACCUUAAUAUAUAUUUGUUUUAAUCAUGAACUCAUAAUUCACUGAUGCUCUUUCAGGAAAACAGAUACUAUCCAUAUUUCCUCAUCAUGUUUUUAACAAAGGCAGACAACGCUGGUAGGAAAGAUGGAUUUGGGGGUCAUGGUCUUUUGUGAUUGUCCACAAAUCCAAACAGUUUAUGAUCUAAUGGUUUAAUUUACAGCAUAAUUAUAUUAACCAGAGUGUUCUGUUCUAACUAUAUUUGUAGAAAUGAUUCUGUUGUUUUGAAGAGCAAAAUUUCAACAUGAACUAUAAAAAAAGUUCAGGAGUGCAAGAGAAUGAGUUGUUAUUAAAG
Molecule: messenger RNA, 3533 nt
Organism: Ictidomys tridecemlineatus (thirteen-lined ground squirrel)
Lineage: Eukaryota; Metazoa; Chordata; Mammalia; Rodentia; Sciuridae
Gene: Il20ra
Product: interleukin 20 receptor subunit alpha
Biological process (GO): cytokine-mediated signaling pathway
Cellular component (GO): plasma membrane
Molecular function (GO): cytokine receptor activity; interleukin-20 binding
Source: RefSeq, a predicted model, not a curated record